ACUGAAGACUAUGAAAGGAGAAUCGUUAAAUGAUGCAGAGCUUGCAGUAACUGAAACACAAACAACUCCCAAUGAGUUUUUGUUACAGUAUCCCAUAGGAGCGUAUACAUCGGCGCGUACUGUCAACAGGACAGCUAUCAUGGAUCUUCAAGAACACAUUAAUCGCACGUGCAAUUCCUUGAAGUUAAUGAAAUUCAAAAAUUCAGAAAAUUUAUCCGUUGGGGGAAAUAAAGAUAAAUCUAAUAAUAAUACUUCAGAAGAGAAUAUUGAGGAAACGGAACCGGUUCAUGUUACACAAGAAAUGGUGCCUUAUAGGAAUCCAGAGAUAUUUAAAGAAUUAAUUAUUCCAUUAUUGAAAAUUGGAUUAACAAAAUAUUUUGAGAUUGAAGAAGAAACAUCAUGGCACAUUAAAGGC
Molecule: messenger RNA, 415 nt
Organism: Racocetra fulgida
Lineage: Eukaryota; Fungi; Glomeromycota; Glomeromycetes; Diversisporales; Gigasporaceae
Source: the annotation of a GenBank genome assembly